AUGUAGAGGUGAACCUUGAAAAAGAGGUGUGGUCGUCCUGUUGCCUUUCCAUUCCACCAAGAAAACCAAAUCUACAUAUUUUUUCGUCCUCCCAAAUGGUCCAUUCACUGACCCCAGAACGAAUGGAUGGAUAUAUCAGUGAAAAAAAAAUCUCGUUCUAUGGAGCUCAGCCGAUGAUCCAACCCUCACGUCUCCUGGCCUGAGAACCUAAGACCUACAGACAUCUGGAGGUGAAGGUCGACCUUAUAGUAGAGUCACCUCAAUUCACUCCCUCCAUCACCAUGAAGGUUCUGCUGGUGAUCGCUCUGGGUCUGGUCGCCCUGGCCGCUGCUCGCCCUGAUGAGAUCCUGGACUUCGAAGGUGAAGACGCCGAGCACGAGCAGGAGGGCGAGGCGGGUCACUCUGUAACCGGCGAGUACAAGUGGGAGAGUCCUGAAGGCAUUGAGUUUGUAGUCAAGUACAUCGCUGACGACAAGGGUUACCGCGUCCUGGAGUCCAACGCCGUCCCCUCUGCCAACGGCGUCUCUGCUGACGGUGAACAGGCCGACCUCGAUGGUGACGAAGAUGACGACGGUGAAGACGAUGACAAAUAAACAUCAGGGUCAACAAGUGCCCGAUACAAACUAGAACGACGACAACGAAACGGAACGAGACUAAAUCGAACCGAAUUAGUGGGUCACCAAAUCACUAGAGGGACGACCCCCACAUAAAACAGUCAAACUUCUUGUAACAUAAAGCCUUUCUCUCUCAUGACGUCAGUGGUAGACAUCACCUGACGUCUCUCUUACCUGUGUGCGUGUUAUAAAUAAAUAUUUAUUAUGGGAUUAA
Messenger RNA from Homarus americanus (American lobster), 828 nucleotides. RefSeq lists its product as uncharacterized. The record is from RefSeq and is a predicted model, not a curated record. The transcript is spliced from 3 exons. Bases 282 to 593 code for a protein of 103 amino acids. NCBI's taxonomy places the organism in Eukaryota, Metazoa, Arthropoda, Malacostraca, Decapoda, Nephropidae.